UAUAUGCUACGGGAUACCGGUUGUUUUAAGUUUCGUUUACUUCGAUAUUGAUAAGUUUUAAACAAAAGAACCGAAAUGGUUGAGGAGCAGCAAAAACGUGUCGAAGAGCAUACAAGUAGAAUAUUAGAGGAAAUUGACAAAUCAAUGAGAAAAAUGAAGGGUGAUGCAUAUAGGUGUGCUGCAAACUGUUGUGACAACGAGACGUACAGUAUACAAAAAAUUCAGAAGUGUGUCCAAAAUUGUAAUCAGUCGUUGGAUCAGGCCCAAGACUUCGCUAGAGAUGAAAUUGAAAGAAUUCAAAACCGAUUGCAAAGGUGUGUCAUGGAUUGUAGUGAUAAAAUAAAAGAUGCAGCUGGACCCAAUCCAUCACAACAUACUAUUGAAAAAUAUGGUAACCAGUUUGAUAAAUGUAUAACAAAUUGUGCAGAUAACUAUUGUAAUAUGUUACCUAAUUUAGAAAAGACAGUAAAAAGUAUUUUGGCUACAAAGUUUCAUUAG
Messenger RNA from Habropoda laboriosa, 498 nucleotides. Its product is annotated as protein FAM136A-like. Lineage: Eukaryota; Metazoa; Arthropoda; Insecta; Hymenoptera; Apidae. The record is from RefSeq and is a predicted model, not a curated record. The coding region runs from base 76 to 498 and encodes 140 amino acids. Gene Ontology annotation, cellular component: cytoplasm. The transcript is spliced from 3 exons.